Molecule: messenger RNA, 720 nt
Organism: Solanum lycopersicum (tomato)
Lineage: Eukaryota; Viridiplantae; Streptophyta; Magnoliopsida; Solanales; Solanaceae
Product: 14.7 kDa heat shock protein
Source: RefSeq, a predicted model, not a curated record
CAUUUCCAUAAACCACUCUAGAACCCUUGAUCGAGAAAACCACAAAUUGAUCGGGGAAAAUGUCAAUGGCUCUGACUAUCAGAAAAGCCGCCGGAGCAUCGACACUGUUCAAAUUACUCAGCUCUAAAUCCAAAUUUACUACCGCCGCUCCUUCAAUCACACGCUUUUUUUCCUCCAUUACAACUGCAGAUUCAAAUUCCCUGAGCAAUGAGCAGAAAAACUCUACUGAGCCAAUUCUGGUGACGGGUUCUCCACAAGAAUUCAAGAUGGAGAACCCGUUUCAGUCAGCAGGACCGAAAGAGGUGCUAGAAGUGGAUACACUGAAGGAUGGUAUACUUGUGAGAGUGGCAAUGCCUAGCGUUGGUGAAGAUGGGAUUAAGGUCUGGUUAGAGAACAACACGGUUUACUUCACUGGCAAAGGAGACAUUGAAGUGGAAUCUGAGGAAUCAGGGAGGAAAUACGGAGGGAGUCUCGAGUUUAGCACUGAUUGCUGUAAAGCUGAGAAGGUUGAAGCACAAAUGAAAAAUGGUAUUCUUAGAAUGGUAAUUAAAGGUGAGAUGGGAGAAGAUUGAAUGUCUUAAGGUCUCUUUUUGUUCAUCUUGUUGAUAUAUCCUUUGUAGUAUGAAAACUUUGUACUAUUUUGGGAAAUGUUUGAUCAAAGGUCUGUACUACAUGAUGGUUGUUGGAUUACUCAAUUAGUAGGGAUCAAAUGCUUGCAAA